Chlorella variabilis is the source of this 498-nucleotide messenger RNA. RefSeq lists its product as hypothetical. Bases 1 to 498 code for a protein of 165 amino acids. NCBI's taxonomy places the organism in Eukaryota, Viridiplantae, Chlorophyta, Trebouxiophyceae, Chlorellales, Chlorellaceae. Gene Ontology annotation, biological process: DNA repair. The transcript has 2 exons. Gene Ontology annotation, molecular function: 8-oxo-7,8-dihydroguanosine triphosphate pyrophosphatase activity; 8-oxo-7,8-dihydrodeoxyguanosine triphosphate pyrophosphatase activity; 8-oxo-dGDP phosphatase activity. The record is from RefSeq and is a predicted model, not a curated record.
AUGGCGUCAUCACCAGCAGCUGCCGCCACCGCAGCACCCGACGGCGCCACGGCCAAGUCGCGCCCCCUGCUGCUCGUAGUUGCGGUUGUGCUGCUGAAUGACGAGGGCCAGGUGCUGCUCGCGCAGCGGCCCCCAGGCAAGGCGCUUGCCGGCCUGUGGGAGUAUCCAGGCGGCAAGGUGGACCCUGGAGAGACUCCCGAGGCGGCGCUGGUGCGGGAGCUGCGGGAGGAGCUGGCCAUCCAGGUGGCGUCCGCCUCCCUGCGGCCCCUCACCUUUGCCUCGCACCCCUACGACGCCUUCCACCUGCUCAUGCCCACAUACGUGGCCAGCGAGUGGGAGGGGCAGCCCCUGGGGGCAGAGGGCCAGGCGCUGGCAUGGGUGGGCGCCAGGGAGCUCGAGGGUGGAGCGUACCCCAUGCCGCCCGCCGACCUGCCCAUGCUGGCGCCGGUGCUGGCAGCCAUGCGGCAGCACAGAGAGGCCCGCCAAAAUGCUGCGUGA